This is a messenger RNA of Portunus trituberculatus (swimming crab), 2615 nucleotides long. Its product is annotated as zinc finger protein 830-like. Gene Ontology annotation, cellular component: nucleus; spliceosomal complex. The record is from RefSeq and is a predicted model, not a curated record. The transcript has 9 exons. Lineage: Eukaryota; Metazoa; Arthropoda; Malacostraca; Decapoda; Portunidae. Bases 263 to 1234 code for a protein of 323 amino acids. Gene Ontology annotation, biological process: mitotic DNA replication checkpoint signaling; nuclear DNA replication; mitotic DNA damage checkpoint signaling. Gene Ontology annotation, molecular function: nucleic acid binding; zinc ion binding.
UCAUUUUUCUCUCUAUUGGUUAGCUUUCUAUUAUUUUGCAGUUCUGUGAUUGUUCUAUUUCUUGGGCAAGGCGAUAGAGGAAAGUGAGCGCCGAGCGAUAUAAAGUUAUAAACAAACCAGUGAACCAUUGGUGAGCUGAGGACGGUGAGUGUUGUCGAUGACUUUUGACAGAGAUCUUUACAUGCAUCAUUGAUCACCGUCACAUCAUAAUGAAGAGUUAGUAAUUUGUGAGUAUCAAAACAAGAACGCAGAGGACACCACAAUGGCUACCAGUAGAGAACCAAGAGACAUCAAGAGACUCAUGCAGGAGCAGAUGAAGAACAAAGCCAUCACAAGACAGAUUGACUCACCACAUGCAAAAUACAAUAGUCGUGGACAGUUGAUGUGUGUGGUAUGUGGGACAACAGUGAAGAGUGCCAUUAUUUGGCAGGCACAUGUCAACAAACGAUCUCAUCAGGAGAAUCUGGCAGGCCUAAAAAAAAAACAGCAGCAGCUCAAUACUAUAAGCACCAGUACCACCAGCAGCAGAGUCGCAAGAGAAGGAGAGAGUCAGAAGAGAUCAGCAUCACCUGAUACCCAUUCACACAGCAAAAAAUCAGCUCCUCCAUCCAAACCCAAAGGAAUUCUUAAAAAGGUUACCACAUACUCUUCCGAUGAAAGUGGAGAUGAGAAGCCAAAUGAAGCGGGACCUCCACAAGAACCACAGCCAUAUUUGCCUGAAGUUAAGACAGAAAAUGGGCACACAGAAGCUCAUCCGAAUGGUGUUCCUGAUGGCUUCUUUGACUCUGAUAAGACCUCAUCUGUGCCACAAGAAGGAGAGUCAAUAUACAAUGAAAAGCCACCAAAGCCAAAGCAUCCUCCAAAACCUAAUACAAGUGAAUCUUUACCUGAAGGCUUCUUUGAUGACCCAGUGGCAGAUGCUAAGGCCCGCAAUGUAGAGUAUAAGGACAAAGAUGCAGAGGAGUGGCUGUCCUUCAUGAAGGAAGUCUCGGCUGCAGAACAGGAGAGCCGCACUAUUAUUGAGGAGGAUAAGGAGGAAGCAGCCCUUGCAACACAAAUUGAACAAGCAAAUGAACAAAUUGCUUGUUUAGAAAAAGUUGUAGAACUUGAUAAAAAGAAGACAACUCAGCUACAGGAUAGAGGAAACACACGUACAGGUUCUGAUGACAGUGAAGAUUCAAGCGAUGAGGAAUUUGCACCUAUCAUAUGGAGGACGAAAAAUUCUCUCAUUUAAUUUUUAAUAGCAGCAGCAACAGAAUCAGCAGCAGCAGCAGGACUGGCAUAACCCAAGAACCCCAAUAAGGUUGUAAGGUCUCCAUUAACGACUCCGAGGUUUCAGUUCAUCAUAGCACGACCUCAGGAAUAUAUAAUUUUUCUUUUGUGGAUUGAAGUAUUCAUGACCCUGCAAAAUAAUUUGAUUGAUAACAGGAACACUGUGACUUUUUGUAACAAUAUAAACACACAAAAUGAUACCUGAUGAAAUUAAUCAAAUUCCAUGUGUUUUGUGAAACUCUCCCCUUUGGCACAGUUACAUUAUAAUCCAAUAAACUCAUUCAUCAUUCACUUAAUGUAUAUGAUCAUCACCUAUUAAAAUAUUCAUAUAAAAAAUCCUUCACAGUUUUUAUUUUUCACAUAUCUUUUCAAGGUCUUGGUAUCUACUGAAGGACAUUAAUGAUAGGUAUUAAACCAGACAGAAAAUUCUUCAACGCAUCUAUUCAGAUCCAGUCACUCGCUUCCAUUCUCUCUCAGGCAUUUCAAACAUUACACUUCUGCACUCUUCCUUGUCUUCCAUAAUUUCCAUCUAAUGCUGCACUACUGAACAGACCACCUCACCUUCAUUGUGACUCCUUGGAAAAAAAAAAAAAAAAAUGCUGGAUAUCUAAAAUAUGUAUUAAUCAGCAUAUAAUUCAUAUCUACAUCUAACUAAUAUGAAAAUACCCUAAGCUUACCUUUGACCAAUCAUAGGAUACAGCAUAAGCAAAUAUCUGGCCAUUGUGACUGAAAGCACAACAGGAUAUGGGCUGUUCCAUUGCUUCCGAAUUCUUAAGCUUUGUUCGAGCAUCUUUGUCCCAAAAACUAAAUCUGCCAUCAGAACCAACUGUGGAUAGUGUUCCAUGGACUGGAUGGAACUUGAUGUCAUUUACCUGUCAAAAAAUAAAGCUUCAAUUAAAAAGACAGGUUUGAUGCUUUAGUAUUCAUUUCAAAUUUAUUAUAUGGAAUAGAGACCACCCCAGGGAUGAAACACUAAACUGAGAGAGAGAGAGAGAGAGAGAGAGAGAGAGAGAGAGAGAGAGAGAGAGAGAGAGAGAGAGAGAGAGAGAGAGAGAGUGCUUAAUAUAAAACUUUAAAUAUUGGUGAUAUCAAUGUUUAAUUUUUACUUUGUCCCUCUAACAUAUGCCAGAAUACGCUAAUAUUUUGACAUGAAAGGUACUAGGGGAUAAGUGAUGUUAAUCAUACAAACUUAUUGAGGGGGAAAGUAGGUAACUGCAUGCAGGCCAUUUGUACAGCCACUGCAAUGAAAUGCAAUGAAGUAAAGAAGUCAUGAGCAAGCAGAUUCUUGUUAAUAUAUUGCUAAUUAAGGCUGGUGAAAUAAAUAAAGAAGUUGUAAAUAUCAA